Penicillium mononematosum is the source of this 1527-nucleotide messenger RNA. Its product is annotated as putative ubiquinone biosynthesis monooxgenase (Coq6). Lineage: Eukaryota; Fungi; Ascomycota; Eurotiomycetes; Eurotiales; Aspergillaceae. The coding region runs from base 1 to 1527 and encodes 508 amino acids. Gene Ontology annotation, biological process: ubiquinone biosynthetic process. The transcript has 2 exons. The record is from RefSeq and is a predicted model, not a curated record. Gene Ontology annotation, cellular component: mitochondrion. Gene Ontology annotation, molecular function: oxidoreductase activity.
AUGCGUCCAAUCUCCAGAGCCGUCCUUCGGCCGUAUGUUUGCCCAACUUGCCGGCAGGGCAUUAGCGCUGGCCGGCGGCGAUUUGGGUCUAAGUCGGAUUCCCCCGACCUCUACGAUGUGGUUUGUGUUGGAGGCGGCCCCGCGGGCCUAGGGUUAUUGGCUGCACUUCGAGCAUCACCUAUUACCUCAAAGCUCAAAGUCGCCCUCAUCGAGAGCCAGGAUCUCCGCAAAGCCAAAGCCUGGGACCUCGAACCGAACCAGUUCUCCAACAGGGUCAGCAGCUUGACUCCCUCGACCGUGUCUUUCCUGCGUAGCAUUGGCGCCUACAAUCACCUCGAUGUCAAUCGCGUGCAAGAAUACCAGGACAUGCAGGUCUGGGACGGCCAAACCGGGUCCCGAAUAUCAUUCGAUUGGUCAAUGGAGACAUCCCCAUUUGAAGACAUGCGCACUGUAGCAACAAUGACCGAGAACGCGAACCUGGUGCGCGCCUUGCUGCGCCGAAUCGCCGACUCAGGCGACGAGAACCUCUCCCUCUUCUCAAACGCCACAGUCGCCUCCAUCGAGAACGGCUCAGACCUCAAACCCGAAGGUCCCGACCUCUCAGCCUGGCCAGUCCUCACCGUCAAGCCCACAGGCCCAGCCGCGGAAACAGAGACACCCAAGCGCAUCGCCGCCCGCCUCCUCGUCGGCGCAGACGGCAUCAACAGCCCCGUCCGCUCCUUCGCAGACAUCCCCACCCAAGGCUGGGACUACGGCCGCCACGGCGUCGUUGCAACCCUCGCUCUCGACGAGCCAGCCACCCCACCCUUCCCUGCCUCAAAGCGCACAGCAUACCAGCGCUUCCUCCCCGCUCUCGGCGGCCCCAUCGCCCUCCUCCCCCUACCAGAUAACCAUGCAACCCUCGUCUGGUCAACAACCCCCGAGAACGCCGCCUACCUAAAGUCCCUCCCAACCCCGGCCUUCCUCGCCAUGGUCAACGCCGCCUUCCGUCUCGACAUGACAGACCUCACCUACAUGAUGGGCAUGCAAUCCUCCUCUUCCGAUUCCACAUCCCACCAAGACGAACUCACCUGGCGCGCCCAGCACACCCCCUCCCAUCCCAAAUCCCUCCCGCGGCAACAGCCGUACAGACAGGAACAGUCGCGUCCUUCCCUCUGCGCUUCCGACACGCGGCGCAGUACAUCUCGCCGCGCAUUGCGCUCGUCGGCGACGCCGCGCACGUCAUCCACCCGCUCGCGGGACAGGGCUCUUAAUCUCGGCUUGGCGGAUGUUGCUUCGCUCUCGAAGACUAUUCAGUAUGCUGUCUCGCAUGGAAUGGACAUUGGUGACUUGCUUACUCUCGAGCGAUACUCGUCUGAGCGGUACUUGCCCGAUGCGAAGAUCGGCGGCGCUUGCGAUCUCCUGCAUAAAAUGUAUAAUGUUCCUGGUGAAGGGCCUGUUGCUUGGGCGCGCAGUCUUGGACUAGGCGUUGUUGAUCGGUUGCCUUUUGUCAAGUCGUUCUUGAUGAAGAAUGCGGAGGGAUAUUAG